AUGAUGGAAAACAAGCGAGGAUACUACGAUAUUUUUGUUAACACUUGUGCCACCUAUCCCUCAAAUGUAGCUGUUAGGCAUUACAACAAUGGUGUCUAUGAGAACUAUUCAUAUUCUGAACUUUACGGUGUCUGUGAAUACAUUUCACAAAAUUUACAACAAAUUAAUUGCACUAAGGGAAUAGUUGGUUUGGUCUCAGACAGAAAUAUUAUUGUACCCUGCGUCAUUGCUGCAGCUCAUAAAAAUUGUACAACAUUCAUGUUCCUUGACCCAUCACAAGAUCUAGAACCAAUUAUCAAUGAAAUUAAAUUUGACUUCAUAAUAUCUAUUAAAAACUCUGAAGACAAUGUUGAAGAACUGUUAUAUAAAAGACCUGACAAAUCUAUAGAGAUUUUCAACUUGAAAUUACAUUUUUACAACUACCAUAAGAGUGUAAACUCUUCUUAUGGGCCUGAAUACUCUUUUAUUGCAAUGACCUCAGGGAGUACUGGAGACCCUAAACAUAUACAUGUGCCAAUACAAUGCUUGCAGCCUAAUAUUGAUGAUUUAACCAAAUUAUUUGAUAUUAACCAGGAGGAUAUAAUAUAUUUUUCAACCCCAUUAACAUUUGAUCCAUCGAUGAUAGAAGUCCUUUUGACAUGCACAAAUGGUGCCUCACUUCUUAUUGCUCCUGAGAAAGCAGAUCUACUUUUUCCUGAAAACAACGAGAAUUCUAUCACAUUUUGGCAGACAACACCAUCUAAAUUUUUUCAGCUCUCAAAUGCUGAUAUCAAAAAUAAAAUUCUUUCUGUUGACUCAACUUUAAAGAUUUUAGCUUUGGGGGGAGAACCUUUAAAUGGUAUAAAGAGAUUGAGAGAAUUAAAGCAUGAACAAAAUAAAACGAAAUUAUUCACGCUCUAUGGCGUCACUGAGAUGUCUUGCUGGGCAAGUGUCGCUGAAUUGGAUCUCAACAAAAUUCUAACUGACCUGGAAGUUCCGCUUGGAAAUUGUUUGUCUGAAACAGAUAUUCUCCUCGAUCAUAACAAAGGGAAAAAGGAUACUGGAAAUAUAAUUUUAAUGAGCAAAACUAGGCAAUGUAUAGUUUUAAACAAAGCAAGUGGCACAGAUGAGCAGAGUUCUUUGAAGUUUGUAGAUACUGGGGACAUUGGUGAAAUCAGAAACGGUACUAUUUAUUACAGAGGCCGAAGGGAUGAUAUAGUGAAAAGAUUUGGCCACAAAGUGAACCUGCAAUUAAUUGAAUCUGUCAUAAUGCAGUGUCCUAGGGUGAAAACUUGUUCUAGCAUUUGGUUGCCAAAGCCAAUGCUUCUCGUUGUAUAUUUCUCAUCUGAAACAUUGAAUAGUCAAGAGUUAUCUGACUUUUUAAAAUGUAAACUGGAUGAUAAGCAUUGGCCUGAUAAGAUAAUACGUGUAGACAAUUUGCCAACGAAUUCCCAUGGCAAAAUAUCAAGGCAAAUGUUGGCACAGAUGUUUGAAAAAGUGCUGCCAUUAGCGCAAUCUGUAACAUCACUUAAAGGAAUAUUCUUAAAAGAGUUGAAAAUUACCUUAAAUAGGAAUUUUACAUAUGAUGAAAUAAAGGACAAGGACUUUUUCUCACUCGGUGGGACGUCAUUUCUCGCUAUAUCAAUGUGCAAUAAAUUAUCUAUAACUUGUUUACAAUUUGGAAAAGUCAUCCUACCCUACUUACUCACACAAAAGAGUACCAUCGAUCAAAUAAUGCAAUUGGCAUCAAAAGAAAUGACCGUCGAUGGAAAAGCAAGAAAAAGAUUAAAAAGGACUCGGUCAAACACUGAGAGUCACCUAUCAGCAGCUCUUUCAAUAAAGAAAAUCAUUGAAGCUACCAGUACAAACCCUGUCGAUUUCAUGGUUGCUUGGUCGUUUGAUACAGGGAAAUGUGUGGAUGCAUCGCCUACACUCUUUCAACAUGGAUACAAACUCUAUGUGACAGUAGGCAGUCACUCAGGAAAAAUAGUUGUUGUUGAUGGCAUCAGCGGUCUGACGCAGGGAUUGAUAAAAGUGAAGUCACGAAUCGAAGCCCCAGUUUUGUGUUCUAAUGAGGCACCACUCUCGGCGCCGUGCGGCAUUGUCGGUGCCCACGACGGAACGAUCGUUUGCUUCACCCUGGAGACGUGCAAGGAACUCUGGAGGAUAAACAUAGGCAGUAUGAUCAAAAGUAAAGCCACCUUUUGCAAGGCCCUAUUAUACGUUGCAGCUUACGAUGGAAACAUUAGAUGCAUUGAUGUUUUAACUGGUAAAAUAAAGCAAAUAAUAAACGUCACCGAUCAAGCCAUAUCUGCUGAUUUAGUGCUAGCUAAAAAGGAAUUCAUUCUUCUGGGUACACUGUCUGGUGUAUGUGCUAGUAUACACACUGAAACGAAGACAGUAGUAUGGCGUGGAACACUUAGUAGUCCGGUGUUUGCCGCUCCAGUACUAUAUGACCACGACAAAUAUGUAGUGUUUGCUGAAGUAAAUGGAGAAAUUAACUGUCGAACUGUCGAAAAAGGAAUCAAGAUUUGGAAGUAUCAAGGCGCAAAAGGCAAUAUAUUUUCUUCAAUAUAUGUUAAGGAAAUUGACAAGCUUAAGUGGCAAAUGAUAUUUGGGUGUCACGACAGUAAGGUUUAUUGCAUUAAUAUUAAGAAUUUUCAACCGACCCUCAACUGGAAAGCACAACUUACAUCACCGGUGUAUUCAACGCCUUGCGGUUUAAGCGAUAAAUUACUACUGGCAGCCUCCAACAAUGGAAUAUUGUGCAUUUUGGAAGCAGAAACAGGAAUUAUCAUAGCAGAGUAUCACUUGCCAAAUGAGACUUUCUCAACUCCAGCCAUAUAUGGUGACUACAUUUUCAUAGGAUGCAGAAAUGACCAUCUAUAUGCUAUUAAAUAUGUUUUAAACAUUUAA
Leptosia nina is the source of this 2895-nucleotide messenger RNA. The record is from the annotation of a GenBank genome assembly. NCBI's taxonomy places the organism in Eukaryota, Metazoa, Arthropoda, Insecta, Lepidoptera, Pieridae.